AUGUCCACGAACACUUCCCCAAACAGCCUGGUUCUCCCACCCUCCGGCCAUGGCCACUCGCGCGAGACAGCGCAGUGGUCGCACGCUCUCCUCGGUAAACCCGACCAGCCCGCGUACAUCGUCCACGCCUCACUUUCGCCGCCCGUCACCUGGCGCAUCUGCACGAAGGCGGAGGCCUUGUACUAUCAGGAAAGCGGAUACGCUAUGUGGCGCGUCUUCGACGGCCGCAAGGUCGUGUUCGAGAAGGACGUCAUGAGCGAUUCGUCCAUGCCGUUUGUUGACCAGUUCGUGGAGGUUGUGGGGGAGGAGUAGGGAAGGGGGAUUUGGUUGUUGC
Messenger RNA from Boeremia exigua, 334 nucleotides. RefSeq lists its product as uncharacterized. The record is from RefSeq and is a predicted model, not a curated record. Bases 1 to 312 code for a protein of 103 amino acids. The transcript is spliced from 2 exons. Lineage: Eukaryota; Fungi; Ascomycota; Dothideomycetes; Pleosporales; Didymellaceae.